AUGUUGAAGAACUGGAGCAUGAUGGUUCUCGCUACUGGGCCCGACGCUACGAUUCAUACCACUGACCUAGACAUCAUCGAGAAGAGUAACUUACUGAAUCGGCAAUUCCUCUUUCGUGCCAAAGAUCUUGGGAAAUUUAAGUCUGAAGUUGCAGCGGUAGCAGUUGCAGACAUGAAUCCAGCUCUCAAGGACCAUAUUCUCUGUAGACAAGAUCCUGUUGGUCAGAUGUCUUCGAUGACAACUUUUUUCGGGGAUGAUGGUGUUAUAGAUGCAUUGGAUAACAUUGCUGCACGUGUAUACGUGGAUCAGCAUUGCAUCUUGUAUGAAAAACCAGUCCUAGAAUCUGGUACCAUGGGCACAAAAGGCAAUACCCAAGUUGUGAUUCCCCAUCUCACCAAGUCGUACUCGUCUUCGCAAGAUCCCCCAGAGAAGCGGACAUUGUUGUGCACAGUCAAAAACUUCCCGAGUGCCAUUACACACACACUGAUUGAGUGGGCUUGGCAAGAGUUCAACGCAAUGUUUGUUAAGCUUGUGGAAUCUGUCAAUCAAUAUCUUUCGGAGCCUAACUACCUCGAGAGCUCCCUCAAAUACUCUGGGCCUGACCCAGAUUGUUUCAUAUCUGGUUACUUGAACAAGCCUUGA
Suillus plorans is the source of this 642-nucleotide messenger RNA. RefSeq lists its product as uncharacterized. Gene Ontology annotation, cellular component: nucleus; cytoplasm. Lineage: Eukaryota; Fungi; Basidiomycota; Agaricomycetes; Boletales; Suillaceae. Gene Ontology annotation, molecular function: ubiquitin activating enzyme activity. The record is from RefSeq and is a predicted model, not a curated record. Gene Ontology annotation, biological process: DNA damage response; ubiquitin-dependent protein catabolic process; protein ubiquitination. The transcript has 4 exons. Bases 1 to 642 code for a protein of 213 amino acids.